UCAACACUGGAGUUUCUCCAAAGGUGUUUCUUUUCCAUAAAUCCUGAGAGAGGCACAAAGGUCGAGUCCAAGAAGAAAAAAGUGCUGCCAGUCAAUCCCAGAGUCCUGAGUCUCAUCACAGACAUUGCUGACCAUGAGUGGAUCUAGACCUACACCUCUUCUGUGGAACCAUUUGGUAAAGAGAAACUAGAUCACAGACUUUGCGAAUAUUUUUCUGUUAUCAGAAGCGUCACUGUUUGGAAUGUGAGUUGAACGCUUUUAAUAUUCUGAAACUUUAUAAGGGACUGUUCAAGAACUUGUUUAACUCUUCUUUAAAAUUUGUACAAAAAUUGGGCUGAACCUGGUAGUUUCAAGACUUUUUGGAUUUCAAUACUUCUACUGUUUUAAAAAUGUGUCAUUUGUUUAAAAAAGAAAGAAUGCUGUAUAUGCAUUGCUGAUUAAUAAAAGGUUGCAAUUGUAUCGAACUGUAGAGCUUCCACUAAGGCGAAAUAUAGACAGCAAUAUCACAUUAUAGCAUUAACAAGCAUUUUUCUAUCCAUUAUGUAAUUAAAAUAUUUUUUUCAUCUUACAAAAAAGCUUUCAUAUUUAAUAUGCAUUUGUAACAAUGUGAUUAAUAUGUUUUGUUAAAUUAUAUAAAAAUCGUAUAUUUAUGUUAUACUACCAUGAUAGUAUAAUGUACAAGAAAAAGUUUAUGUUAGAACAAUCAUUUUUUUUUUACCGUUUUAUAGUAUCCAGCACUAUUUCUCUCUCACCUCAGUGGCAGCUCUACUUCUCUGUACAUGUUCAUUGCUUAGAACAAAGGUACUUUUUUGUUCUUGAUGUUAAUGAAGUAUUCUUAGCUUUACUGCUCAGUUCUGUUAGGUUGAAUCACAUGUGUUUUUGGAAUUUACUAAAUUCAUAUUUUUACGGGGCAAAAGAACAUUUUACAUUUUACAGAGUGUUUUCAAAGCCCCACACAUACAAAGGAGCAGGUUAUCUUAACUGGCUAAAUCGCACUCACCUUGAUUUUAUUAGAUGUUCUUAGAAGAAAAUACUGAAGUUUGCAGCCUCAAAGCUAAUGUACAGUCUCUGUUAUCUGCCAUUGUCUCAAGUGCGAUUAAAAAUUUUAUUUUGUUUAAAGUCUUUACUCUGUAAGUUUACUCUGUGUUGAUACCAUGUUCUUAACAAUCGAUGUGUCUGGACUCUUGACACUCCACAUGCGCGGUUACAUCUCUGAGACGGUGUAUUGUCAACCUUUUAGUCUGGUUUUCCACAAUUAAGGACUCGUUAUAUUUCUUACAAAAUUAUUUACAAGUGAUGUCAAAAUGAAAAUUCAUAUUCUGGAAAAAAUAAAAAUAUCUUAAAUUCA
Molecule: messenger RNA, 1348 nt
Organism: Oryzias melastigma (Indian medaka)
Lineage: Eukaryota; Metazoa; Chordata; Actinopteri; Beloniformes; Adrianichthyidae
Source: RefSeq, a predicted model, not a curated record